Molecule: messenger RNA, 3903 nt
Organism: Anguilla rostrata (American eel)
Lineage: Eukaryota; Metazoa; Chordata; Actinopteri; Anguilliformes; Anguillidae
Product: HHIP-like protein 1
Exons: 9
Coding region: 672-3119 (815 amino acids)
Cellular component (GO): membrane
Source: RefSeq, a predicted model, not a curated record
GAACUUUUCCAUUUUAGCACGUGUCUUAUUGACAAUUCUUCAUUUGUAAUUACUAUUUAAACUUCUCAUUAGUUAGAAACGUUCUCUGAACAUGAGUGGUCAGCUUGACUAAAUGAAAAACCCGAGACCAGAUUUCCAUUUUUAACCGACAGAAACGCUGAUUUUUCCACCCGUUUAACGUUACUUGUCCCGUUUACAACUGAUUCGCUUCUUCUGUUGGCUCUAUCUCUCUGACUAAAAAGCGUUAACUUCCUCUCUUUGAUUUCCUGUUAUGGGAUGAAACCGCGGUGAUACAAUUAUUUCGUGAGAUUGUCCGAUACUUACGAGAGAAUGAUGAAUGAUGAAGCGGAGAUAAAAUUCUAACGGUAGUUACUCAUCUGCUCAAAACGCCAGAAAUGAUUCAUCAUUCAACGAGAAGAGAAGUUUUCUGAGAAGAAAUAGCUGGUGGGAUGGAAUCGAGUGGAUGGCUACUCGGUAACGAAAAUAAACAGGACAGCAAUUACAAUAUGCAGUUGACCGGAGGUAAAGUCGAUUUUUAAAACUGAGUGAAGUGCACAGCUGGAAGAAUAGACAUCAAGAGGACAUCCCACGUCUUGUUUUUUGUUUGCGUAACCCAUAUUGAAAGGAAAGUUACAUGUAUUUCACAUGAAGACACUGGACGUUCGAAAAAUAUGAUGUAUUACAAUAUGAGAAUUAUCAGGCAAGCGCCAUUUAUUUUAGUAUAUUUAUCUGGUGUUUGGAUUGCACCUGUGUACUUACACCCACAGUGUCUAGAUUUUAAGCCUCCAUUUCAACCCCAAGAACAGCUUGCAUUUUGCGCAAUGUACAAGAAUUUCGGUUGCUGUGAUUCUGCGAAGGACCAGGAACUGAUGGCGAAGUUCUACCGGAUCAUGGAUAAUUUUGACUAUUACGGUUAUGCAAGUUGUGCAGGAUACGUGCAAGACAUUAUUUGUCAGGAAUGUUCCCCUUAUGCAGCACACCUCUUUGAUGCAGAAGACCCCAGCACACCUGUGAGAUCUAUCCCAGGGCUUUGCGUAGACUACUGCUCUCAAUACUGGCUGAAGUGCAGGUCAACCAUCACUCUCCUCUCUGAUGACAAGCAUCUGGCAGAGAUAGAACAGGACCAGCAUAGGUUCUGUAAGCACAUGGAACUAGAAGACCCAGACUACUGCUACCCCCACCUACUGAGCAAUGACCAGCUGACUAGAAACCUGGGGCGAGUGAAUGCGGACCCUGAGGGCUGUCUACAGUUGUGCCUGGAGGAAGUGGCUAACGGGCUACGGAACCCUCUGGCUAUGGUACAUGCCAACGAUGGUACGCAUAGGUUCUUUGUGGCGGAACAGGUGGGUGUGGUUUGGACAUACCUGCCGGAUCGCUCCAGGCUAGCAAAGCCCUUCCUGAACAUCUCUAAGACAGUACUGACUUCUCCCUGGGAGGGGGAUGAGCGAGGAUUCCUGGGAUUGACCUUUCACCCAAAUUUCAAGUACAACAGAAAGUUGUACGUCUAUUACUCGGUGGAGGUGGGUUUCGACGAGAGGAUCAGAAUCAGCGAAUUCCGCGUCUCUGCCACCGACAUGAAUGUUGUAGACCACAGCUCAGAAAGGAUUAUUUUAGAGAUUGAUGAACCGGCGUCAAAUCACAACGGUGGGCAGCUGCUUUUUGCUGAUGACGGAUAUUUGUACAUCUUCACUGGGGACGGAGGAAUGGCCGGGGAUCCAUUUGGGAAAUAUGGAAAUUCGCAGAACAAGUCUGCCCUGUUGGGUAAAGUUCUUCGCGUUGACGUGGACAAUAAUGACAGGGGGCCGGUGUACAGGAUUCCGCCCGACAACCCCUUCAUACGUGAUCCAGAGGCUCGGCCAGAGGUGUACGCUUACGGGGUUCGCAAUAUGUGGCGAUGCUCAGUGGACAGGGGAGAUCCCCACACCAGGGAAGGGAAAGGAAGGAUCUUCUGUGGAGACGUAGGACAAAAUAAAUAUGAGGAAGUAGACAUCAUAGAGAAAGGGAAGAAUUAUGGCUGGAGAGCAAAAGAAGGUUUCUCUUGUUAUGAUAAGAAACUCUGUUCCAACAGCUCUUUAGAUGAUGUUCUUCCGAUAUAUGCCUACCCACACAAAAUGGGGAAAUCGGUUACAGGGGGCUACAUCUACCGAGGUUGCGAAUAUCCCAAUUUAAACGGAAUGUACAUAUUUGGCGAUUUUAUGAGUGGGCGCAUGAUGAGCUUACAGGAGAACAGGCGUACGCGGCAGUGGGAAUACAAUGAGAUCUGCAUGGGAAUGGGGCUCACGUGCGCCUUCCCAGGCCUCAUCAACAACUACUACCAGUACAUCAUCUCCUUUGGAGAAGAUGAGGCAGGAGAACUGUAUUUCAUGUCCACUGGAGUUCCAAGUGCAACGUCAGCUUCAGGUGUUGUGUACAAAUUGGUAGAUCCUUCUCGACGCGCACCACCAGGAAAAUGUCAUUAUGACCCACUCCCUGUCAAAGUUAAAAGCAAGCUGAUAAAAUUCAAUCCAAAGGAAAAAUUGACAGGAGUAGAAUUGCCAACAAAACUGCCAAAAGAACCUGCAGGUCAGCGUCCGACAGCCCCAGCACGCACCCAGACCACCACCACAGACUGGCUCCAGGAACUGAUGGACCUCCUCAGGGAACAGGAAGCAGCCUUGGGGAGGACCACCCCAGCCACCUCGAGGGCCGGCGGCGGCGCCCGGACACGCAGGCCAGGCCGACAGCGCAAGGGCCGGCGCAGGAAGGUCAAGCACCGCUCGGAGGCGUCGCCCCGCAACGGAGGCGUGAGACUGGUGGGGGACGAGGAAGGACGGAACGACCGAGGACGGGUGGAGAUCUACGCCAACGGGGAGUGGGGGACGGUGUGCGACGACCUGUGGAACACAAAGAACGCCGCUGUGGUCUGCCGCCAGCUCGGCUACCGCUACGCGCUGAAGGCCGCCAAGCACGCCGAGUUCGGCGAGGGGACGCGCCUGAACAUCCUCCUGGACGACGUGCAGUGCGCGGGGACCGAGCAGACCCUCCUGGACUGCAAGCACGCGGGCGUCGGAAAGCACAACUGCGCCCACUACGAGGACGCCGGAGUCAUAUGUGGGAACACAGAGUAUGUAGAGUACUAAGGUACCCUGUAAACAGUGCGGCUGGGUUUGCAAAGUGAAAUUCAGACUAAGAACAGAAACAUAAAGCCUCAUCUAAUUUCCGUUGACAUGGCACAUAGGUCUACCUCUUUCACCAAGGUUUUAAGAUGUCAUGCUAAUUUUCUGAAAUAAAAAACAAAAAUUGUAUGUAAACAUUUUUUUUUGUGUGUAAAAUUUAUCCAAAACUUAAUAUUUUGGCUGAUUAUAUGGUACAUUUUGUUAAAUUUCAUUGCACAUGGCUGGCUUUAAUCACUUUUAACAUGUUCAAAGUAUUGGCUGACUGAAUGUAUCAGAAACUGCAAGUUAUUUAAUGGCCUUUAAUGUUCAGUUACUGAAAUAAAUGGCACAAAGAGGUUAUAUUAUCAGCAUGUUUUCACUAUGGUUCAUUAAGUACUGUUUUCAUAUUUAUUGUGUGUUCCAUUUGUUCAUAAUAUCCAAGGAGAUGAUUUGACAUAAACAUAAUUUUAAGCCUAAUUUAAUAACAACUGUUGCAUAAAAAGUCUAGGCAAACAAUAAAACUAGGAGUAGACCUGUUUGAAAGCAUCUAAUUCUCUGUUUUGUCCCAGAUGUUUCCAGUAUUUUAAAAAUUCAUUACUGAAUCAGAGCUUUGAACAUAGCAGGCAAUCUGAUACUAGUAAGUAUAACAUUCUGAUUACUCUGGAUAUUUAAUUGUGUUUGUGCCUCACUGGCCACAAGUGUACACUGUCCACAUCCAUUUUUGCACUUAGCUCUUUUAACCAUUAAUAAACAAUUUGCUAAACAACUA